AUGGUGUCCAUGGCGCGCGUGGACUGGCGCGAGACCCCCGACGCGCACGAGAUCGUGGUGGACGUGCCCGGGAUGCGCAAGGAGGACCUGAAGAUCGAGGUUGAGGACAACCGGGUGCUGCGCGUCAGCGGCGAGCGGCGGCGCGCGGAGGAGCGCAGGGGCUACCACUGGCACCGCGAGGAGCGCUCCUACGGCAGGUUCUGGCGCCAGUUCCGCCUCCCCGAGAACGCCGACCUCGACUCCGUCGCCGCCAGCCUCGACAACGGCGUCCUCACCGUGCGGUUCCGGAAGCUGGCCCCCGAGCAGAUCAAGGGCCCGCGCGUCGUCGGGAUCGCCGGGGGAGGGGGAGACGGUGACGGCGACGCCAAGAAGAGCAUCGGCGGCCCUGGCGCCGGGGAUGAUCAGCAGGCCAAGAAGGUGGAGCUCUGA
This is a messenger RNA of Miscanthus lutarioriparius, 429 nucleotides long. The record is from the annotation of a GenBank genome assembly. Lineage: Eukaryota; Viridiplantae; Streptophyta; Magnoliopsida; Poales; Poaceae.